Passer domesticus (house sparrow) is the source of this 1025-nucleotide messenger RNA. Its product is annotated as phospholipase A and acyltransferase 1-like. The record is from RefSeq and is a predicted model, not a curated record. Bases 368 to 856 code for a protein of 162 amino acids. NCBI's taxonomy places the organism in Eukaryota, Metazoa, Chordata, Aves, Passeriformes, Passeridae. Gene Ontology annotation, molecular function: A2-type glycerophospholipase activity; glycerophospholipid phospholipase A1 activity. Gene Ontology annotation, biological process: N-acylphosphatidylethanolamine metabolic process. The transcript is spliced from 3 exons. Gene Ontology annotation, cellular component: cytoplasm.
GGAUCCCGGCCCCGGCAGCAGCGGGCCAGGCGCUGAGGUGAGCGGAGCUCGGGGGCUGCGAGCGGGCGAUUCCCGCAGGACGCGGCCCCUCCAUCCGCACGGGCCGGAGGUGCCCCAGGGCCCGGGCAGGGCUGGGCCCCGCGGGCAGCCCCGGGCAGCCGCGUCCCGGCAGCGGAGCGGCCCCGAGCCGGCUCCGGCCGAGCGGGGCCGCCGCUCCGGCAGCCGCUGCCCUCGGCGCCGCCGCUGACACCCUCCGUGCCUGCGCUGCCGGCAGCUGCCCCUGCACAGCCCUCGCCUCCCCGCUGCGCUCUGCCCUGCGCUCAGCCAGCCCGGCGGAGCCCGCACGGCCCCACCCAACCACCCCGAGAUGGCACAAGGCGGGCGCGACCCCCGGCCCGGGGACCUGAUCGAGAUCAAACGUCCACUGUACCAGCACUGGGCGAUCUACGUGGGGGAUGGCUAUGUCAUCCACGUGACAGAUGAAGGAGCCUCAUCCAUUACCCUUAGCAGCUCUUCCAUAUGCGCCACAAGGGCCAAGGUGAAGAAGGAGCUCCUGAUGGAAGUGGUGAAAAAUCACAAAUGGCAUGUCAACAACAAGUAUGACCGCUCCCGCACUCCUCGCCCCGUGGAGGAGAUCAUCCGGCGUGCUGAGCAAUGGGUUGGCAAGGAGGUGCCAUAUGAUGUGCUUAACAGAAACUGUGAGCACUUUGUGACAGAGCUCCGAUAUGGAGAAGCAGUCUCUCACCAGGCCAAAAAAGCUGUAGUUGGUGGUGCUUCAGCCAUCGUAGGAACUACUCUUCUUGGUGUUGCUGCUCUUGCUGGGAUUGCAUUGUCAGGGAGCAAAUCCAAGACAUAGUGCUACUGAUGGCUGUGAGACAGAGCUCAGAGCAAGGCAGGAGGAUCUUCUGGAAGCUGCGGUCACUGCUCAGCUCUUGCUACUCGUGCCAGCAAGGGUUUCUAGCAAAUGUGCCACCUUUUCUGUAAACAUCAAAUAAUCCUUAAUUAAAUGUCUGAAAUCCAAACUA